AAAAUGUGAAAUUUGUCGCGUGGCGAUGACGCGAGCAGGCUUUUUUGUCGCAAAGCGCAACACACGAGGACUAGAGCGAUAAUCUUAAACACAUUCAGCCGUCAUGGGGAAACAGAAGAAACAGAAAAAAUAUGCGACCAUGAAAAGGAUGAUCAGUUUGAAGGACCAGAGGAUAAAAGAAAAAGACAGAGCAAAAACGCAGAAGAAGAAGAAAGAAGAUCCCUCGGCCAUUAAAGAACAAGAAAUAGCAAAGUACCCCUCUUGUCUCUUCUUUCAAUACAACACCCAGCUUGGACCUCCAUAUAACAUCCUGGUUGAUACCAACUUCAUCAACUUUUCUAUUAAGGCCAAAUUAGAUGUUGUCCAGUCGAUGAUGGACUGCCUUUAUGCUAAAUGUGUUCCUUGCAUAACUGACUGUGUGAUGGCUGAGCUGGAGAAAUUAGGCAUGAAGUAUCGAGUGGCUUUGCGGAUUGCCAAAGAUCCUCGCUUCGAUCGCUUGCCUUGUUCACACAAAGGAACAUAUGCGGAUGACUGCUUGGUGCAGAGAGUAACACAGCACAAGUGUUAUAUCGUGGCCACGGUGGACAGAGACCUGAAAAGGAGGAUUCGGAAGAUCCCAGGAGUCCCCAUCAUGUACAUCUCCAACCACAGGUAUAACAUUGAGAGAAUGCCGGACGAUUAUGGAGCACCACGGUUUUAGCACACUGAUUUUUUUUUCUUUUUUCUUUUGGUAAUAAAAAGAUUUACCUGUAAAAUGUAUUCAGUGCUCCACAAUAAAGACUUUGGCUGGCCGAA
This is a messenger RNA of Danio aesculapii, 795 nucleotides long. It is a transcript of the gene fcf1, whose product is annotated as FCF1 rRNA-processing protein. The record is from RefSeq and is a predicted model, not a curated record. Gene Ontology annotation, cellular component: nucleolus; small-subunit processome. Bases 104 to 700 code for a protein of 198 amino acids. The transcript is spliced from 8 exons. Lineage: Eukaryota; Metazoa; Chordata; Actinopteri; Cypriniformes; Danionidae.